This is a messenger RNA of Diospyros lotus (date-plum), 896 nucleotides long. RefSeq lists its product as uncharacterized. The transcript is spliced from 9 exons. Bases 214 to 756 code for a protein of 180 amino acids. Gene Ontology annotation, molecular function: serine-type endopeptidase activity. The record is from RefSeq and is a predicted model, not a curated record. Gene Ontology annotation, cellular component: membrane; signal peptidase complex. Lineage: Eukaryota; Viridiplantae; Streptophyta; Magnoliopsida; Ericales; Ebenaceae.
GGAUAACAAAAGUUAUGGUUGGAAAUAGAAUUUCCCUCCUCCUCCUCCUCCGGUUAAAUAAGUCUCCCCUCGUUCGCACUGCCACUGCACCGACUGUUUUCGAGUAAUCGCUCCCGGGGAUCACUUCUCCGUCUCCGAUCACUUCACCAGAGUGGAAACCCCAAAUUUCGCAGCGGCAGGCGGGCAAGUGAUUGAGAGAAGGAGAGAGCGAAGAUGGGAUGGAUUGGAGGUGCAGUGGAUUCCAUCAAAUCUCUACAGAUCAGACAAGUUCUCUCUCAAGUUGUCAGUCUCGGUAUGAUUAUCACGUCAGCAUUGAUAAUAUGGAAAGGGUUAAUGUGUAUAACUGGUAGUGAAUCACCUGUUGUUGUUGUGCUUUCUGGUAGCAUGGAACCUGGCUUCAAAAGGGGUGACAUUUUGUUUUUGCGUAUGAGCAAGGAUCCUAUUCGUGCAGGAGAAAUUGUUGUGUUUAAUGUCGAUGGGCGUGAAAUCCCAAUUGUCCAUCGUGUAAUUAAGGUUCAUGAGCGUCAAGACACUGGAGAAGUUGAUGUUCUUACAAAAGGGGAUAAUAAUUUUGGUGAUGAUAGACUGCUCUAUGCACAAGGCCAACUUUGGUUGCGAAGACACCAUAUCAUGGGGAGAGCUGUUGGGUUCUUACCGUAUGUUGGCUGGGUGACCAUUAUCAUGACCGAGAAACCUAUCAUCAAGUAUUUACUUAUAGGUGCACUUGGACUGCUGGUCAUAACUUCAAAGGAGUAGGGAAUCAAGCAAUAUUGUGACUUAUGACUUAAACAGGACAAGAAAAACACUUACAUCCAGGAAAUCGAGUCAUCCUGUGAACUCUUUCCUAGAACUGAGCGAAAAUAUUUAUUAAUGGACAAAACUGUUCAUCAACUUCA